AUAACACAAGUGUAUCUGAAAAAAAUAAAGCGUUUUGAACCAAUAGCCCAGCUUUUCAGUCCAUAGUAGUUCCCUCUCAUUCAGCACUGCAGCCGCCGCAUCGCCGACUGCACGCCCCCCGCCGCCGCAUCGUUGUCUGCAGGCCCCCCUCCACUGUAUACGAACAGCGGGGCACAAGAAAAAACUCAGAGCCAACCCUGACCAGAAGGAGCCAUGUCGAGGAUAUGUGUGAAGAAUCUCCCUAAAUAUGUCGUGGAGGAUCGACUAAGAGAGUUAUUUUCUCAGAAAGGAGAAGUAACUGAUGUCAAGCUUAUGCGUACUAAGAAAGGCCAAAGUCGCCAAUUUGCGUUUAUUGGAUUUCGUACAGACCAGGAAGCUCAGGAAGCGAUUCGAUAUUUUAACAGAUCUUACCUUGACACGCUUAGAAUUACUUGUGAGGUGGCGCAAAAACUCGGUGACGCAAAUCUUCCUCGUCCGUGGAGUCGGCAUUCAACAAAAAAAGACAAUAAAGUGACCACCCCGGAUGUGAACAAACAUGCUAGAGCUAAAGUAGAAGUAGCAGAUUCUAAGGACAUUGAUGACCCGCAGCUUCAAGAUUUUCUUCAGGUCAUGCAACCUCGGGCGAAGUCAAAGCUGUGGGCAAAUGAUACAUCAGAUGUAGCCAAUGAUGGUAACAACCAAGAAAUAUUGAACAAGGAGAGCCAAAGUACAUCAGUUGCAAACCAUCCUAAGUUAGGUCAAAGUGGCUCACAAGUAGAUGGAGUUCCAAAUAAGCCUGAACAACCAAACAAGUCACGUGAGCUUGAACAUAAUGGAGUAAUGUCUGAUAUGGAUUAUUUCAAGAGUAAAGUGACAACAGAGUGGUCUGAUUCUGAAAGCAGUGAUGACGAAAAUGGCGAUGACAACAGCGAUUCGGAAUGUGCUGACAAAGAUAACCAUAGUCAUGCUAGUGAACAUGAAGAAAAUUGUGGUCAUAACCCUUCUGAGAGAACCCUAAGAAAUGAUGCUCAAGAAUUAGACCUUGAGGGCCAAGAAGGUACUUUUGGAGAGGAUGUUGCCAAUGAUAAGCCUCAAGUGAAUGCAUCUGAGGAGGGGGGGAAAUUAUCAAAACCAGAAGAUGAGAAAGGUGUUUCUGAGUUGUAUCGACUGUUUGUUCGUAAUCUGCCAUAUACGACCACUGAGGAGGAGCUGGAAGAGCAUUUCAGUCAGUUUGGUAGUAUCUCACAGGUUCAUUUAGUUGUUGAUAAGGAUACAAAACGAUCCAAAGGAAUAGCUUAUAUUCAUUUUUCAGCUCCAGAAUUUGCAGCCAGGGCGCUCCAAGAGUCAGACAAUUCAAUCUUCCAGGGAAGACUAUUGCAUGUUAUGCCGGCUAUAGAAAGACCUACAAACAAUAAAGAUGUCUCCAAGGACCAAGGCUCUCAAAAUCUCAAACAACGAAGAGAGGAAGAGAGGAAAGCAGCUGAAGCUAGUGGAGAUACCAGAGCAUGGAAUAGUCUGUUCAUGCGCUCUGAUACUGUUGUGGAAAACAUUGCUCGGAAAUAUGGUGUUAGUAAAAGUGAUUUACUAGAUCGAGAAGCUGACGAUCUUGCUGUACGCAUUGCUUUGGGAGAAACUCAAGUGAUUUCAGAGACUAAAAAUGCAUUUAAAAAAGCUGGAGUGAAUGUGGAGUCUUUGGAGGAGCUUGUGAAGGGUAAAGUUGAUGGCGUGAAAAGAAGUAACCAUGUACUUUUAGUUAAAAACUUGCCCUAUGGUUCUACGGAAAAUGAACUUGCAAAGAUGUUUGGGAAAUUUGGUAGUUUGGAUAAAAUAAUCCUCCCCUCGACAAAAACAUUGGCCCUGGUUGUUUUCCUUGAACCAGCAGAAGCUAAAGCUGCUUUUAGAGGUUUAGCUUACAAGCGUUACAAGGAUGCUCCCUUAUACUUGGAGUGGGCUCCUUCAAAUGUUCUUAACCCAAAACCAACAUCUAACAAUAAUGAGAUGAAUAGUGGAAUUGGUGAAGCGGAUGUAAAGCGACAGAUAUUGGAGCAAGACGUGGAAAGAAUAACAGAUGUGGAUAUUGAUCCGGACAGAAUAGAGGCUCGGUCCCUGUUUGUCAAGAACCUAAAUUUCAAGACAACAGAUGAGAGUUUGAAGAAACAUUUCAGUGAGCACAUGAAAGAGGGACGGAUUUUGAGUGUCAAGGUGAAAAAGCAUUUGAAAAAUGGGAAAAAUGUUUCUAUGGGGUUCGGAUUUGUUGAGUUUGACUCCACAGAGACUGCUACAAAUGUUUGUAGCGAUUUACAGGGGACUGUUUUGGACAGUCAUGCUCUUAUUUUACAACUUUGUCAUGUCAAGACUGAUGGUAAAGUACAAAAGAGAGUUGAGAAAGACAAGAGUUCAACAAAGUUGCUUGUGAAAAAUGUUGCUUUUGAGGCAACAGAGAAGGAUCUGAGACAAUUGUUUAGCCCGUUUGGCCAGGUUAAAAGCUUAAGGUUGCCAAUGAAGUUUGGAAAUCAUAGAGGUUUUGCUUUUGUGGAGUAUGUUACUCAGCAGGAGGCACAAAAUGCUCUUACAGCACUCUCAAGCACCCAUUUAUAUGGCAGACAUUUGGUGAUAGAGAGAGCGAAAGAAGGUGAGAGUUUGGAGGAACUGCGGGCUCGAACUGCUGCUCAAUUUAAUGAACAUAGUGGAUUUCAAGAUGCUACUACUUUCUCCAAGAAAAGGAAGGCCAUCAAUAUCUUAGAUGAAGGGAAAAUGAAGUUUGAAAGGUUUGAUGUUUAGUGCUCUGCAAAAGAUUUUAACGUUUGUGUAUAUGUCCCAAAGUUCAGGGAUAGCAAUUUUGUAUGUUGUAGUAAGUUGUUUAAUUUAUUCCCGCUUGGUGUCCUUACAUUUAUUACUAUUUAUUUAAUACCAUGUUCAAAAGAUGCAGCAAAAGGAUAUGAUCAUAGUUAUUUUAGAUCAGCUUACUGAAUGCUUAAAAUCACAAUUGUAUGGAUAUGUUCAUGGUCAUAACUAUUUUGAGACUUUUUUAAAGAACA
Cicer arietinum (chickpea) is the source of this 3017-nucleotide messenger RNA. RefSeq lists its product as uncharacterized. NCBI's taxonomy places the organism in Eukaryota, Viridiplantae, Streptophyta, Magnoliopsida, Fabales, Fabaceae. Gene Ontology annotation, molecular function: RNA binding. The record is from RefSeq and is a predicted model, not a curated record.